Messenger RNA from Terrapene triunguis (Three-toed box turtle), 1113 nucleotides. It is a transcript of the gene PENK, whose product is annotated as proenkephalin. Gene Ontology annotation, biological process: neuropeptide signaling pathway; sensory perception; chemical synaptic transmission. The transcript is spliced from 3 exons. Gene Ontology annotation, cellular component: axon terminus; neuronal cell body; dendrite. Lineage: Eukaryota; Metazoa; Chordata; Testudines; Emydidae. The record is from RefSeq and is a predicted model, not a curated record. Gene Ontology annotation, molecular function: opioid receptor binding. Bases 70 to 873 code for a protein of 267 amino acids.
AAACCAAGAGGCUCCAGCAAGCUACUGCUCACUCCCGAGGUGCUUCUGCGGGUUCCCAAGGAAAGCAGCAUGUAUCCCAUGGCGUUGCUCCUGAGACUUUGCGGCUUGCUCUUGGCUCUCAGCAGCUGCCUUGUCUGGACAGUGCAGGCGGACUGCAGCAAGGACUGCGCCUCCUGCUCCUACCGGCUGGGUCACCACGCAGAGAUCAACCCCCUGGCAUGCACACUAGAAUGUGAAGGAAAACUGCCUUCUGCCAAAGCCUGGGAAACCUGCAAGGAGCUUGUGCAAUUGACUAAACUGGAUCUUUCUGAGGAAGGCAACAGUGCUCCGGGGGACAACAAGAAAGAACAGGAUGAGAACCAUUUGCUAGCAAAGAAGUACGGUGGCUUUAUGAAAAGGUAUGGUGGCUUCAUGAAGAAAAUGGACGAGCUUUAUCACGUAGAACCGGAGGAGGAAACAAAUGGAGGAGAGAUCCUUACUAAGAGGUAUGGAGGGUUUAUGAAGAAAGACUCCAAUGAUGACGCCCUGGCUAAUUCCUCUGAUCUGCUGAAGGAGCUUCUGGGAACAGGGGCCUCACAUUACCGACAGAUAAAUGAUAAUGAUGGGGAGGUCAGCAAAAGAUAUGGAGGCUUCAUGAGAAGCUUCAAGCGCAGUCCAGAACUGGAAGAUGAAGCCAAAGAGCUGCAAAAGAGAUACGGUGGCUUUAUGAGAAGAGUAGGGAGGCCAGAAUGGUGGCUGGACUACCAGAAACGUUAUGGUGGAUUUCUUAAGCGCUUCACUGAUCCUUUUCUCCCUUCAGAUGAAGAUGGGGAAAGUUAUUCCAAAGAGGUUCCAGAGAUGGAAAAGAGAUAUGGUGGAUUUAUGAGAUUUUAAUACCCUCCCCUUUAUCCCUUUUGUCCCAAAUGAGAGACACUGCCUCAUUGGUCAUAAUUUAUUGUAAUGUGUUGCUAGUACUGUACAGUUUUUUACUGUCCUAGUUAAUGAUGCAAUCUGUUGUUUCAGGUUCUGUGUUCUUUUAAGUCAAUAACUUCUGUUUUAGUCAGAUUUAAGUCUAUAUUGUAGUUUUCAUGCUAAAACUAUUUUGGUUACCUUAUCCCUUUUCUUUAAACACUA